Pecten maximus is the source of this 5946-nucleotide messenger RNA. Its product is annotated as sterile alpha motif domain-containing protein 9-like. The coding region runs from base 968 to 3205 and encodes 745 amino acids. Gene Ontology annotation, cellular component: cytoplasm. The record is from RefSeq and is a predicted model, not a curated record. Lineage: Eukaryota; Metazoa; Mollusca; Bivalvia; Pectinida; Pectinidae. Gene Ontology annotation, molecular function: protein binding. The transcript is spliced from 3 exons.
AGCGUUGACAAAGAAGUUAUCCGUGACAGAUGUAUCAUAGGAAUGCCCUGGGAACAAGUGAACGAAAUGGUUUGUCAAGUCGUUGCGCCAGCGCUAAGUACCAUUUGUCAAAUACCACUUUCAACUGGAGCAUAUUGCCCAUUGAAAAAUAAAGUUCGAAAUGAACUAUGUGACUUGGAUAUUCUAAGUCAGCAGGAAUGUGAUGACAGUGAUCUACUGGAAGAUACAACUAAAAAAAACGAGCUAUUCAGAAAAGUUCAGGAAGCCUUCUAUCACGGAGAGCAGCCAAGUUGGUGGAACUACUGGUUCGGAGAAGAUCAAAUUUGCCGUCGAUCAAAGCACGACACCCUGAAAAAAUAUGUGAUGGAAGCAUUGCAUAGGCGGAACACCGGAGAGGACAAAGUGGCUGUUGUAACCUUGAUACACCAACCUGGAUCUGGCGGCACGACAGCAGCAAGACAGAUUUUGUGGGAUUUAAAAAAGGAAUUUCGAUGUUGCGUCGUAAAAAAAGUUACAGACCAGACGUGAUCAAAUAAUCUAUCUGAGAAACUAUGAAGAAAUUAAUUCUGCUAAGCCCCCGGUAGUUUUACUGGACAACUGUGACGAAGAAGGUGUACUUAAUCUCCAUGCUACAUUGGAAAGACGAGCACGGGAAGCAUCAAUUCGAUCGGAGCAAAGCAUUCUAACCUACUGCGUCUUGUUGGUAUGUACGAGAAGAACCAAUUUACCAAAAUCAGUGAAAGAGCACACUGUUCUUAUUCGGCAAGAGCUGGAACAAAAAGAGCUGACAUGGUUUCAGAGAAAGGCAAGUGUACUGGAACGGCGAUUCAAAGAUAAAGAAGGCGUUGACCCUAGGCUUCUUAUUUCAUUCAAUAUUUUGAAAGAAAAUUUCAAUUUUGAAUACAUCAAAGGUAUCGUAAAGCAAUAUGCAGAUGGAAUUGAGUCGCAAGAAGAGAAAGAAUUGCUGAUGUAUUUAUCAUUGAUGAAUACUUACGACAUGGAUUUCCAACCUUUGCCUAUCAGUGCAUUUGAUGCUUUAAUGGAUGUGAAAUUUGGAGGUAAAGAAUCUUAUGGACUAGCGCUAUCACAUCGCCGACAGAAACGCGACAGGCAAUGGGAGACUAAACUUAGCGCGGAGUUGAAAGUACUGCUGAACGUCUCAUCAAGAAGUGGACAAGGUAGCAACCUUAGAGCACUGUCAAUAAUCAAUCCUUUGUUUGCGAAAGAAAUAUUUCAGCACCUUAAACAAGAAGCAAGUACUAGUUCUAUCAUGCUACAAUUCCUACGGUCUAAAGUAUUCAAAAGGCAGAAUGGACCUGUUGACCAAGUCAUUCGAGUAGUCAAAGAUGUAUUAAAGAAAAGAGAGGCACUAGAAAAUGGUAGAAGACAGAAGUUUUCACGGAUUUUGACAGUGAUCAUGAGCGAAGAAGAUACUGAGAGAGCCGUUAGUGUCCUGAAGAAAGGCUUUGAGAUGACAGAGGAUCCCAUGAUUGCUCAACAAAUCGCACGAUUGUACAUAUACAGCAAGAACUGGGGAAUGGCAACCGAAUAUGCUAUUAAAGCUACGCAACUCCGACCAAACAACUCAUAUCUCUGGGACACGUAUGGUCAAGUAUUCAAGGCACAAGUAUUUGAUCAAUAUGAAUCGUGCAUAACUAAUCAGGCAUUGUCGCUCGAGGAUACGUGCAAUAUAAUUCAAGUUGCAAUGAAGGGGAUUGAGAAGUUCCAUAAAGAGCAGGAUCAAAGUCAACACGACAACAAAACAUCCCCGAAUGAUCCCGGCUAUUUUGGGGAGGUCCAACUCAUCAUUUUAUUGAUGAAGGUUUUGAAUUUUUCACCUUUUGAUAAAGAUGUGCUUCAUCGAUUCGUUGUUGAAAGCACUUUUGAACCACCGUCGCUCUCCGUUUUAGAUGAUGGAAGUAGAGACACCCUCAAAAAGUUGCAAGGGUUCACCGAGAGUGCAAUGAGAAAGAUAGAAGAAAGGUCAUCACAACUGAAGGAAAAUGUAACCAGUUCAAUUUUCCGUGACAAGAAAGGUUUUCCAGAUGAAAGUUUGGCAGUUCUGCGGGAGAAUGUAGACAUGCUUUUUGGAGAAUGCACAGACGUUGUACCGUCACAUCUUUCUCCUUUAGAGAGCGCAGAUUUUAGAAGAAGAAGAGUGAAACGAUUGGGUGGACGUUCGUUGUCCUCAUUGUUGAGAUACCUACGACAAGACAAUGGCAAUGGCAGCUGUUUAAGACAACUGGAAAUCAUGUUUUCCCACCUGACAAUGAAUAUCUCAUCUGCUUGCCCAGAGCCAUUUGACACUGUUAUGCUCAUCAGUGUUGCAUUGGCUAUGAGGAUCCAUAGUAAAAAGGAAAGUGUAACGACAAAAAUUCCUAAUAUCUUGGACCUUACAAAGCGUAUGUACGAUACAGAGUGCAAGUCAGAAAACGAAUUUCCGUAUUUAGAAAUCUUCUUGUACCUUGUGAUGUUCCAUUGGCCAACGCCAAGCAGAAAAAGUAAGAACAUAUGUCCAGUUGGAACGAUCCGUGAAGCCAUCAAACGCUGGAAAAUAGCAUUCCAAACAAAUCACCCACGACAAAGAGAUGAAGGUAAUCCACACAGAAAAAAAGAAACAACAUAUUUCUUUCUCGGAAAGGACCAUGAAAGUGACGAAAUUGUCUAUUAUGAGGAACUUCACAAUCGCCAUGGUAGCAUGUACUUCAAGGGUGACGAGAUAUGGCAAGAUCCAAAUGUCGUACAUAAGCUUCAACGCCUGGAAGGAACUUUAGUUGGAGAUGGUUUGGAGGUUCUGAUAAGGAUAGAGACAGAAUCCGGUAACAAAGAAGCUUUGACUGUCCCAACAGCGAUGCCAAUAGGCCAAAGGUCACUUUGGCAAAAGAAAGUUUUUUUCUACCUUGGAUUUUCUUGGGCCGGUCCGAAGGCAUUUGAUGUGUCAUCAGACGAUCGUCAGAGUCUAAUUUCAAAUUCAAUUCAGAGCCACGACCGAAUGGGAAUGGCGCGUAUUAGGUCAUCAUCAGUCCUUCCAGAUCCAACUCAGAGAAUUGAAGAAAUAGGCCGGCGUUUAAGAAAGAUAGAACAGCUGAAGAAAAAGAGGAACCGUAGCAAAAUAGAGGAUAAUGUAAUACGCGAGGAAAAUGCUUUGCGGUCGAAAUUAAAGGAGCUUCUUUCUACAAUAGAGGAUAUGUUUGGAGGAACGUGAAAUGGUAAAUAAAGUGAUUUGGUGUACCGUUCUAAAGUGGAUUGAAAAACUGACAAGACUGCAUAAGCAUAGCAACCAUACAUCUAUGUAUUUCCUGGCGUUGAGGUCACUAUAAUCGUGUAAAACAUGACAUUGUGUUAGAUUAACGAUUUCAAUUGUGUGUGGAUAAUCUCAAUACAGUUUCUGACGUAUUUGUCAUUGUUUUGUGGUUUGGGUAAUGUACAUAACUGUUUUGCACCGUUAUACGCCCAAUCUACAAUUCAAAUCACCUGGGACUAAAGGUUGAUCUUUCAGAGGAAGUGAUAUGAAUGAUGAAAAAAAAAGUUAUGGACACUUUGUAUAAAUAUCAGAUUUGAGUACAAAUGUCAAUGUUAAUUAGUUUUGUGUAAGGUUGUCAUAACGUCAUCAUUUCCUCAAAUGGGUCAAAGUCGGACAAACAGUUACACAGUCCUACCAGUACUAUAAGUACGUUAACAAUACGAGUUAUUACUCAAAAUCGAAAUAUCCUUGGGACGUUGCUGAUUAUGAUCCAGAUCCAGUUCAAAUGUAAACUCAUUAAACAUAACUUUUCCUUCGAGUAUUAUGAUUUUGUCGACCAAUUCAUUAAUGGACGAGUGCAACUUACAUACAAGGUAUGCGUGCUUUAGAUAAUGCUCAGUAUACCCUAUUACACAAAAAAAAUGAAAUAACUAGUGUAGUUACGACUUCACUGUGUCCCCUGGAGUAUCGAGGAUGCUACCAGCGGUGCCAUGAUACUUUAGAUGUUUGAUGCAUAGGUGCUUAGCACGUUUAUAAGUAUAGAGAAAAUGUAUUAGUCUAUAAUCGGUUUUGGACUUAUAAACGUGCUAAGUACCUAUGUUUGAUGUUAAUAAAUUAAUUUUGUCUUCCUCCGUCUAAAAUUAAUGCAAAUUCUUUCCAAACAUGGCCUCUUUACACUCGCUUCAUUCCAGUUGUGUCUGUGAUUCUUAGUCCAUUAUGUUAUGAAUUUGAAAGACAAAUGUUAUAUAGUCUACGAGUUGUGUAGCUGUCCAUAUUCUUUUUCCAUUUCACACUCAAUUUUGCUUGAUGUAAGCGUCACGUGCAUACCCCGUGUUUCAGUUAUGAUAUACACAGGGACUUGACACGAAUUCCCAACCCACGGUCUAUGUAUUGUAUUGUAUUGUAAUAAACACCAAAACAGACAAGUAAACUGUCUAAUUUCCCAGGCGAUUCGCCCUUUUAUCAAGACAAACGUAAAUUACAAACGACCACACGCAAAGAACAUAAAUAGUUACAUAAAGACCGUAGGUUGGGAAUUCUCGUCAAGUCCCUCUGAUGAUACACAUCUACUGUAUUUAUGAAUUAAGAUUUAAUUUGUUAUAGAAAUAUGGACUUCAUUAAAGUGUUGUUAUUCAUAUUUUACUGAAAAUGUGUAUCGUAAAAGUUAUAUUUUUAAAUGUUUGUAACAGGAAUAUGGACUUCAUUACAGAAAAUGUGUAUGGUUGAGGUUACAUCUUUUAUUUUUUUGUAACUUAAGGCGGAUUUCUUUCCGUCAUCUAUCAUAAUUUACAUCAAACAUACCAAACGGACAUACGUUCGCCAAAAAUAUGUUUGUCAUUGUAUGAAGCAGAUGUUGUAUUAUUACAUUUGAUCAAAGUUAAAAUGAUGUUAACAUGUGUGUGUAUGUCUUAUAUAAAGCACAGGGACCUGAGAAUUCUCAGGUCCCUCUGAUAUACGUACAGCAAUGGUACUAAGCUGAUAUGUUGGAGUAUUUUAAAUGGAUUCCUUAUGAGGCACAAAAAUAGGAUGUAAAAAUCACUGUCUUAUCAGGAUUGGCGAGAAAUUUGUAAUUAAUUCAAUUUAAAACAAUCAAAAACGUACAAAUACCAUUUAGAAACCCUAACUUAACCAGUUAAAAUUAUUAUUCUUUUCAAUUCUUUUAACAAUAAAAUGACAAUUUUUUUUCAGUCAGGGACAUCCAAAUGGGACUGAGCAUGCUAAAAUAAUCAGUACUAUUUGUAAAAUUAUAUAUUUGAAGUAACUGAAGGCUUUUGGCUAAGUAUGUAAAUAAUAUAACAUAAAACUAAUUGAAAACGUAUGACAAAAUAUGAACAGCUUUGAGUAUUUUUCUGUUAUCAAGCUAAACUUGUAUGAAAAGAUUUGAUUAGUUUGAAGUAUUGAUGAUCCGUUUGAAGUAUUGUACAUUUUAUUAUAAAGCUGAACAUAUUUGAAAACAGGCUCAUUUUGGUAUCAAUCUUGGCAUGCUUAAAACAAUGUGAUCAGUUGGAAGUGUUGAACUUUUUAUUAUAACAUUGAACAUAUUUGAAAAGGUAUGAUCAUUUUGAAAUACAUGUAUUUUAAUGUUUAGUAUCAGGAUGACCAUGCUUGAAAAGACUCAAGCAUUUUGAAGUAUUGAUGACCAUUUUGAAGUAUAGUACUUUUCAUCAUCAAGCUGAAUAUGUUUGAAAAGAUAUGAUCAUUUUGGGUUUUCACUGUUUAUUAUCAAGCUGAACUUGUGUGACAAGAUGUGAUCAUUUUGCAGUAUUGUACUUUCAAUUUUAAACAUAAACAUAUUUGAAAAGAUACAAUUUCGAAAUAUUAUACAAUUUGGUAUCAAGCUGACUAUGCUUGAAAAAAUGUGAUCAGUUUGAAGUAUUGUACUUUUUAUUAUCAACCUGAACAUAUUUGAAAAGAUAUAAUCAUUUUGAAAUAUUUGUCUGUUUAGUAUUAAGCUGACCAUGCUUAAAACGAUCUGAACAGUU